Eucalyptus grandis is the source of this 1719-nucleotide messenger RNA. Its product is annotated as pentatricopeptide repeat-containing protein At4g21170. Gene Ontology annotation, molecular function: protein binding. The transcript has a single exon. The record is from RefSeq and is a predicted model, not a curated record. Bases 1 to 1719 code for a protein of 572 amino acids. Lineage: Eukaryota; Viridiplantae; Streptophyta; Magnoliopsida; Myrtales; Myrtaceae.
AUGCUUCUCCAAAAUCGCGCCUCCAUCGCCAAAUCGUUCUCAACCUCGACGAACAUCCUCCCCUGGAGAGCUCAGAUCGAGCAGCAUCAGCUGGCCUCGCAGAUCUCCGCCCUCCUCCUGCAGAGGCGAAACUGGGCCCCUCUUCUUGAAACCCUCGACCUCCCUUCCCGCCUGAACCCAUCUCUCUUCCUCCGCGUCCUGCGCAGAAUCGAGACGAACCCUCGAAUAUCUCUCGGUUUCUUCAACUGGGUCGGGACCAGAUUGGGCUUUGGAGCGGACCUCAGGUCGUGCUGCCACAUCAUCCGUGUGCUGGUCGGGUCGGGUGAUGUCCAGGCGGCGAGACCCAUUUGGGAUUCGGUCGCUAAAGCUCACUCGGCGUCGAGAAUUGCGGAUUCGAUGAUGAGAGCGUCCGGAGGUAGAGGUUCUUGUCGGUCUAGCACGUUGAGCUUUGUCGUCGAGGGGUAUUCACAUGACGGUCUGUGUAUUGAAGGGUUGGAGGUGUUCGGGAAAAUGAGGAUGUGUGGAUUGACGCCUUCUGUCGAUGCGUGUAACGCAUUACUCGAUGCUUUGUGGCGAAAGGAUGAAAUCACAUUGGCGUGGUGCUUUUAUGGGGCGAUGAUUCGAGCACGUGUUUCGGAAGAUCGAGUUACAUGGUCUCUUAUUGCUCAGAUUUUGAGCAAAGGUGGGAAAUUUGAUAGGAUUGUUGCUCUCUUAGAUUUGGGAAUUUAUAGUUCAGUGAUGUACAAUGUUGUUAUUGAUCAUUAUAGCAAGAGUGGCGAGUUUGGUGCUGCAUUUGGUCGGUUAGCUGAAAUGCUUGAUAGGAGAGUUGAAGCAGGAUUCAGUACUUAUAGCUCAAUACUUGAUGGGGCUUGCCGACAUCGAGAUGUCAAUGUCACUGAGAAAACAAUUGGAGAGAUGAUAGAGAAGGGAUUUCUUUCGCCAAGUUCGUUGCUGGGUUAUGAUUCAGUCAUUCAGAAACUUAGUGACUUGGGAAAGGUGCAUGCUGCUGAGAUGUUUUUCGAGAAGGCUCUUGAAAACAAGGUUAAAUUGCUGAAUGCUACAUAUGGUUGUUUGCUACGGGCAAUGUCCAAAGAAGGCAGAGUAAAGGAAGCUAUUAGAAUGUACAGAAUGAUCAACGAAAGGAGUAUUGUUGUGAACGAUAGCUGUUAUGAUGCAUUUCUGGAUCUCCUUUGCAAGGAAGAUCCAUCAGAAGAAAAAAGUCAGCUGGUAAGAGAACUGAUCACGAGAGGGCUUUCUUCUUGCCAUUCGGGAUUGUCGAAUUUUUUAGCAUCCCAAUGUAGGAAGCGCAGAUGGAAAGAAGUGGAGGAUCUGUUGGAUGUGAUAUUAGAGAAGGGCCUGUCGCUGGAUACCUUCUGUUGUAGCUCCCUGGUCAGGCGUUACUGCUCGAUUGGGCAGAUGAGUAAAGCUGUAGCCUUACAUAAUAAGAUAUUGAAACUAGAGGCAACCUUGGACAAAAGUGCUUACAAUAUACUCCUUGAAGCCCUCCUCAGAGGGAGGGACAUUGACGAAGCAUUUAGUGUUUUUGAUCACAUGAGGAGAAGGGAUUUGGUUAGUACCGCGAGUUUUUCGAUCAUGAUUCGUGGGCUCUGCCGCAUCAAGGAACUGAGAAAGGCCAUGGCAUACCACGAUGAGAUGUUGGAAAUGGGGCUUAAACCUGACAAAGCAUCGUACACACGUUUAAUAUCAGGAUUUAGAUGA